Lytechinus variegatus (green sea urchin) is the source of this 10425-nucleotide messenger RNA. RefSeq lists its product as uncharacterized. NCBI's taxonomy places the organism in Eukaryota, Metazoa, Echinodermata, Echinoidea, Temnopleuroida, Toxopneustidae. The record is from RefSeq and is a predicted model, not a curated record. Gene Ontology annotation, molecular function: protein binding. The transcript has 42 exons. The coding region runs from base 57 to 9275 and encodes 3072 amino acids.
AGUCAAUAGUUUGGUCAUGGAAGGAAGUAAGCAGUCAAGAGCUUCACAACAUCACCAUGGUAACUCCUCCAGAUGAAGAGAAUGCUUCCAGCAGCAUCCUGACAUCGUCCCUUGUUCCAGAGUCUGAGGGAGGCUUCACCAGUGGACCAAUGCAGGCAUUGGGUAGCUACUCACACACCUGGGAGCAGGCAGGGACAUUCUAUGUCAGAUCUAAGGGAGCCAGGAAUAGUGUAGGAUGUGUCCGGGUAUGGGAUUCAGAUACAUUCACCACUACCCCUUCACCAACAUGUGUAGACAGUACUGGUGGGGUUGUUCAGAGGGGACAUCGGAUUGACCUGACCUCUAGCCAAUCAGAUACUACAAUCUAUUACACCCUAGAUGGUUCCAUCCCGGAGCCAAACGGGUCAACAACAAGGGUGUUGAAAGCUGACCAAGGUAUCAUCUUAAAACGAUCUGGCCUUCACAUCUUGAGAGCGAUAUCCCAUAGUGAUCAUGCACUACCAAGUGAGAUAUUCACAUCAGGGAGAUAUUGGGUUUUAGAAGGAACAGAUGGAGAGUCUGAGAAUGAUGACAAUGAUGCUGCUUCUAUAGCAACAGAGGAAUUUGAAGAACAGCAGCUUCAGGAAACCCAUGGUCCAACCAGCCUUUGGCAAUGGCUGCAGUGUAUACCUGUUAUCAAAGGAUGGAAACGCAACUCUCAUACAGUUGAGCUUUACUGGGAAUUACCUGAAGCACGCUACAGACAUUUAGUGGAAGCUUACCAUAUCUAUAUCAAUGGUGUCUGCUAUCAUAACAACCUGGUGCCUCCAUGCCAGAGUAUUGGAAUCAGUGGUUUUGUGGGUGGAGCCUCCUACAUAAUUUCUGUUGUUGCCAUGCCAACCAUGUCUUCAUUCUUGCCACAUGAGUCCAUGAAAUUGAUGUUUGAUUGUCCUGCUGUUUGUGAACAUGGUGGUCCAGUUCUCUCCAGUGAGAUCACUGAGGUCAAAGGUCAGCUACCAAUCAUCUGGAUCCCUCUCUCAAUGCAUGAACUCAAGUAUCAACUCUAUGUUAGUGGCAUGCAGUAUGGAGAGGAGGUUAUUCCCAAGAAUGGAGAGAAUCAGUGCAGGCUAACAAUCACAGAUUAUGCAUCAGAAGAGCCUCUCAAAAUACACUUGUUAGCACUCCCAAGGCAGUCAGAUGAAGCCUCAGAAGAGCAGAGUAUAUUGCUCUCUAAUGAUCUUGAUAUCAGUUUACCUCUCAAUGUGGAUUCUAUAACUAUUCCAAAGUCAAGGAAAUUAGAAGGAUUACCCUACCUCCAAAUAUUUGAAGGAUCACUCAAGCCUCCAGGUCCAGAUGUUAUACUCCUCCCUGAAGUUCAACCAGAGCCUUCGGAAUCCAUAAAGGAAGAAGGAGAGCCCCCUCUAGAAUCCAAUCCAACAACAGAAGUUGCUGCUACCACCUCUACACUCACUCCUGCAAAAGUUAAGAUGGAUAUUAGUAGUGAGGAAUUAAAGACCUCUGAUGAGACCCCAAGCCAACCAGAUAGCAUCACCACUCCAGGUACUGGUAACGAAUUAACAAACACAGACGAGCAACCAGAGGUAGGGUAUGAUCAUGUUUCCCCUCCUGCAUACACUGCUGCAUGUGACCUUCCCGCUGCCGACCCCAGCAGCAUGCCUCCUAGCAUCCUGCAUGAAACGUCUCCUGCAUCCAAUGUUGAUACUGCCCCAGAGAUGGAUGAACCUGAAGGAAUUCCUGUAGAGAUAAGCAAGAUCCCUCCACCUCCCGUUUAUCAAGAUAACCUUGAUGAAGAGCCAACAUCCAAAGAAGUUUCCUCAUUAGUUGAAAGAGGAGUUCCUCAGAUGGGCGAGAGUAUCAUUGAAGGGGAUCUCUAUCCUCCUCCGUCGAUCAGUGACCUCAGAGAGUUGUCGGAUGCAAUGGGCAAGAUAUCUCCUGAAGAAGAGCAACAGGAUGAUGAGCAUGCGGCAAUCAAUAACAAUGCUGAUGUAGCAACCACCUCUUCUGAUAGACACCUGGAGGUUGUGAUCAAUCCAGCACAACCGGAAGAUUUGUUGAACAGAAAUUAUGAUGAAGGUAGUAUUGAUGUAAAUAAUGAUCAUAAUUCCAAAGAAAUUUUAAAUGAACAUCUUCCAGAAGAAAACCAAUAUAAAGAAAGUCUUCCAAAAGAAAAUCUUACCAGAGACAGUCUUGCCAUAGAAAACCAGAGUCAUGGUACUGACAAUGAUGACAUAAACAGAAGUCUUCCAGAUGAUGAUACCUAUACAGGAACAUUAUCCAAUCAAGAAGGAAAGGUAGCACUGAAUGGAGACAUUGAUGCUGAACCUGAUCAAGAAAGCCAUGUGGAUGUGGAUUUGCAAUUUGCACAUUCAGGUGAUCAUGAAGGAGAACCCAAUAAUGUUGCUGAAUCAAAAGACAGUGAUGCUAGAGCGGAUUUGGCAGAGCAAAGUGACAAAGAUGAUGGACAAGAAAAAUCUGAAAUAACAGCAGGUGACUUUACGGGAAGAGUAGGGGAAGAGAAAUUUCUCAAGGGUUCGCAUGAGCCAGAUGAAGAUCAGAACAGAGAUAUUGAAAAUCACAAUGAAGGAGAUGAGACAAAAGAUAUUGAAGAAAAAUACUUAAAUCAAUUAUCAAUUGAGACUACAACAAGUCCUCCUCCAAUUGUACCUCGGUCAUCACAUGAAUCAAUGUCACCAGAUGAGCAGCACAAUGGAGAAAGAGAAGAUCAAGAUCAAUUAGAACAAAGAAUUGAUGAUAGAGAUAAAGGAAGUGAUAGGAAUGACAUUGAGUAUGGAAACCAAAUCUCCAAGGAGACUACAUUGAGUGAGGACAGCCCUCAUGGUCAUGUGGAGAGAAUUGAUGAAAGUGAGAAGGAAGACAGACAUGAUGGAGCUAAUGAUGACAGAGGAGAUGAACUAUUGGCUUCCAGAGACCACCAAGAUGCAUCAAAUCCUACUGAUGAGAAGGAUGAGGGACACAAUAGAGAUGAAACAGAUGACCAGGACUUAUUAACCCUUGAUCACACUGAAUGUUCCUCAGACACUCUUCAGUCCCCAACCUCCCUGUCCACUGCUUUGCAUGAUGAAAAUCACAAUGUUAUUGACAAGUCUAGCAAUGCACUUGCACAGCAUGCUUUAGAUCAGAAUGUAGAUACCCAGACUAGAACUUGCAAGGACAUUGAUGAAACCCACCUGAAGAAUAAGGACAUGUUUGGUCCAAAGUUGAAAGCAAUUAAAAGUUCUGCCAAUGUUCCAGAGCUGUUUGUUCACUGGUAUUCUCCUUCACAAGAUGCCAAGGGAUUAGGAGAAGGUGCGGUUAAACCACAUCCUUCUCUUCAGCAUUAUAUGGUUUGUGUUGAAGGAACAGAGUUUGUGGAUCAGGAAGUCAACAGUCAUUCCAGACAAGACGUGAAAUCUGAUGAUGGUGUCAUUUCCAUAAGACACCAAUGGAAUGCUGGUAGAGGUGUGCAACUUGUCCUUAAUAAAGGACUUUGUGAAAGCACAAGAUACAAAGUGACUGUUGUUGCAGUGUACAAGCAAAGUGACAAAAAGAAGAAAACUAUCAAGAUGACUUCUCCAUCAUCAUGGAUCCUCACUGGAGGGUGUCCAAAGCCUCCAAAACUUUCUCUAACUUCAGUUGGUGUGCAUGAGGUCACCAUUGCUUGGGAACCAGGUUGUUGUCAUGAGGAUAUUGAGGUCAAAGGUUAUGCCCUCCUGAAAAAUAAUAAAUCAUCAGGAGAAACUAUUCCAUAUGGACUCACCGAGAAGAUCAUCAGAGAUUUCAAACCUGGAUCUAAAUGUACUCUUAGUUUGUCCACUGUGGUAGCCAAUGGAGGUACACGGAGAUUGUCGAACAGCAUCACAAUCAUCUGUCCUCGGAUACCUGAUCCACCAACAAUCAGUCUCAAACAGUCUAGUAGUCUCUAUUCAGCCACCAUCACAUGGCCAAAACAAAAAUCCAAAUAUCUGUGUGGAUACAUUAUAUAUGUGAAUGGUAAAGAGCAUGCUGAGGUAUCUUUGAAUGAGAUGGAAAGAUUAUCUCAAUGUGAAUACACUCUUGAUGAUCUAGUGGAAGGAGAAACAUUUGAUAUCUACAUCAAGGCAUGUUCUGGUUCAAAGUCUCAGUCCUUGGACCACUCCUCAAACAAGGUUGUGUGUAGGACUAUGAGUGGGAGGAGCAAUCAGCUGUCAAUUAGAGCCAAGACUCCACCCACUUCACCAUUAUUACGCCUUGAGGGGAUGCACCCUGGAGGGAUUGAUGUCAUGUGGGAGGGGCAUGAGCAGGAAGAGGGCACUAACCUAACGGGUUAUCUUGUCUUGAAAGAUGGUAUUCCAUAUGGAUCAUUGAUGAAUGUGGAUGUGACUCGGUGCACCGUGGGACGCAUCAAGCCUGGAGUUACUGUUGAGCUUCAAAUCAUGGCUGUCUCUAAUGAUAUUCUAGAACCAGGAGGAGAUGACUUGUUGAGGCAGUACCCAACCUGUGAGCCAGGCCCCUCCCUCAAAGUGAAGUUUACAGGUCUAUUGGCCCCACCAAGUAAAGUAUGGACUGAGCUUGUCACUGGACACUCGAUGCUUGUAGUCUGGCAUAGGGGUAAGAAGUCCAACAAGGAUCAUUUCACAGACCCUGAUGCCUUUAUGGUGAGAUGGUGGAAAGUGGGCAAGGGAGAGCCUAAUAUGCAUACUAUGGAAACACAGGAGGACAAUCUCCAUAUUGAAGAAUUAGAGCCAGGGUCAACAUACUUUAUUGUGGUAGAAGCACGGAAAUGGGAUACACAUUAUGACGAAGAUGAUGCAGAUAUGUUAGGUGAGGAUGCGCCCGGACAAACUUACCUGGUGACUGCGGCAUCCAAGCCAAUCACUGCCAAGACAGCUCGACCUCCUGACCCACCAUCUGACCUCAAGGUGACCUCUACCGGACCUAAGACACUGGAGGUUAGGUGGACAACAGCAAGGGAACACGGCAGCGAAAUUCUUGGACUCAGAUUAUAUGUGACACUUGCCGAGGAUAUAGAUGAUACAACUACAAUAAAAUGCAUAGAUCUUCUUCCUGAUGCAACUGGAGCCAAAGUGACAGACCUCGAGCAAGGCAAAGACUAUGUCCUCCACCUCCUCACAAUCACUGAUGACUUCUUUGAUCAGCUUCCAUCAUCACAUUCGUUACGCAAGGAGCGUGAUCUACCAAGAAUUUGGGCGGAUGUUGAGAAGGAGGUGGAGUCUCCCUGGCUGCCGUAUGUUGCCAUUGGUGCAAGGACACAUGGUAAUACCCCUCCCACGGGGCUGGUGUGUACAGACACUGGGGAUGACUGGAUAGGGGUGGGAUGGCGGCCACCAAGCUGGGGUGGAUUCUUUGUUGAAAGUUCCAUGGUGGAGUGGGAAGAUAUCAGUGGGGAUGGGAAUGUCCCGGAAGACUUGCAAGAGGGUAGCGUGGAGGUUGGACCCAAGAAGACUCACACCAAGCUACAUAACCUUAUCCCUGGGAGAACAUACGAGAUACAGGUCAAAGCUUAUAUGAAACGUGAUCCUUCAGCAAAAUCCAAACCCAAACAUAGCAAGAAGAACGCCAGGAUGAACAUGAUUCUUGAAUCUGAUCCAAUCUCAGUGAGACUACCUUGCCAUGUCUCUCCACCCAACUUGAGAAUAGCAGGAUUUAGCUCAUAUCACCUUGAUAUUAGAUGGAACAAACCUCGACUUUUAGUACAACCUGGAUCUCUUGAUCCUGAUAACCAGCCCCUUUCGAGACCUGUGAAACUCACUCUCCUUGGUUAUCGUUUAGUUGUGGAAGGCAAUGCCCCAAUCUUUCUCUCAUCUGACACUACCCGCUACACUCUGACCCAGAUAAAAGGGGGGAGAACACUGAAGGUGCAUCUUGUUGCUGUGACGACCCCUAAGAAAGUGACGAUGCAAGGAUUGAAGAGGAAAGAGCAAAAUAAAGAUGUGACCAUUGAGAAAAGGACUGCAUCUAUUCUCAAGAACAUCGGUGACAACAAGGACGAGACUGCCUCAAGGACGCUGUAUGUAACUGUUCCCAAAAGCCAAUCUGGGAAUAUUGUGUCUUGUACGUGCACAUACAAGCAUGAGAGGAAAUUGUUUAGAGGCGAUGAAGAUGAUGACAGAGAGAAGCGAGAUAAGGAACAGCUUGGUUACAUCAAUGUCCAGUGGAGUCUCCUCGACUGUGGGAAUGCAGAAGAACAGGGCAUACUGGGAUACGAUGUGAGCUGGAUGUGCGAUGUUGAUGGCAAAGAGCAUGUGGCUAAUGUGUCAAAGUUCAAAACCAGUCAUGAGAUACCAGUCUUCAAUUUAGGAUGUAUGUAUGAUAUCAGUGUCCAACCUGUAAAAGACGAGGACAUCUGGCAAGAUUUGAAUAGUCCCAGCAUCCUUUGUGAGAUUCCAGGAUCACCAGCCCCACCAACGCUCUACUGCGUUUCCAUGACAACCUCUGAAUUCAUCUUGGAAUGGACAGAGCCAAGAACCUUUGGUGAUGUUGGAGUCAGGGGAUAUCAGGUGUAUAUGAAUGGAAGGCAGAUUGGUCAAGUUCUCAGUUCAAGUCACUUUAAAGCAGCAGUGCCAUGCAGACCUAAUCGGAUUUACCUGCUUGGUAUAUGUGCCCUGAGUGAUGAUCCAAACUACUGUGACUCCGCCCAUGACCAAAACCUGAGAGUCUGCACACCUGAUACCGACUCCGACCCUCUCAACAGCAAAGGAGUGUCCCUUCUUGAGUCUCUUACUGGAUCCCAACAUCAGCAGAGUAGAGGUCGUAGGAGUAGGAAAGCAUCCACUUCAAAGCUUGUUCCAGAAGACAUUGAGUUAAAGCUUGCAUCUGUUACCUCUCAUACCAUUGGGAUCUGCUGGGAUUUCCUUCGCUCAGAGAGUGUAAGCAAGGUACAGAGAUUACAAGUUAACUGGAGCAGUGUAGCCAAACCAAAGCAAAUUGAGACCCUCUUGAGUCCAACAGCUACGGCUUUCACCAUCAAGAACUGUAACCCUGGAACCAAUCACUUCAUUACCAUCAUAGGCCUUGACAAAGAUGAUCAUAAGGUGUGUCGUUCCAAGCAACUCAUAGUACAGACAACAUCACAGAUAAGCACACCACAGCUCUAUGUCAGCUCAACAUCCUUCAAAGGGAUCACACUGAAGUGGGAGAAACCACAAGCUUUUGGAGGAGCAAAGAUCUCUGGAUACAGACUGAAGGUCAAUGGUCAACAGACAGCAACACUGACUUCCAAUACAACCACAUACACCUACAAACAUGGAAAGAUGUGUCAGAUGUAUGCUUUCAGUCUACAGGCUACAUGCAGCAGCCCUCAUCUUAAUAGUGCAUUCUCUGACCCUGUCGAAGUGGCCUGUCCAGGGGUCAUUGUCCCUGACCCUCAAAGAAUGGCAACUGCAAAGGUCAACUCACUCAUUGUCGGCUGGUCAGAACCCGAGCUGCUAGGUGGGGCAGAGAUCAAACACUACAAGGUAUUGUUAAUGACUGACCAACCUACCCAUUACAAGCACUCUCACUAUCAGAACCACCCCCUCAAGACCAGCUCCGCCCUGCCACCAGGUACCAACUCCACUGAAUUCACCGGUCUCCUGGCCCAUGUCACCUAUUCUAUCUACCUUGAUGUCUACUUGGAAGGGCUAGUGAAACCAGUCCGAUCCAAGCCAUUGAUGGCUGAGGUAGCCCGAAGACCACCAGCUCCUCGGUUAAGGAUGAGUGUAGUAGGAGCAGAGGAGAGGAAGCAGUUAGAUGAUGAUGCUUGUGGAAUGAUGGAGGAUAGAGACAGAUUGCUUCAAGAGUUAUUCAGUCUUGAACAUGAUCUUGAGGAGAACUUUCUUGUUGAUGUCCAAUACCAAGAUGAUUUAUUAGCCAGGGUGUCUGAGGUUUCAUCAUUCCUGGCUGAAAUUGAGACUAGUCUGGAUAACUGUUUGGAAAGGAUGAAAGAGUAUACAGGAACCAUUAGUAUAGCUUUGUCCUGGGACUCUGUACCUGAUGAUGGUGAUGCUGUGGUAUCAGGUUAUAAGGUGUUAGUCAAUGGAGAACAGUAUGGAUUCGUCCUACAUUCACAAGUCUGUGAAACAGAAAUAAAGUUAAGUGCCUAUAAAGGUACCCAUAGACUCAACCUGGUUGCCAUGACAGAUCAUCCUGUUGGACACAGUGACCUGUCAGAGGUCGUCACCGUGGAUACCAGUCCAUACCGUCCAUUCGUUGCUUACUGUCUCAACAGUGUCCACAAGCAAGGAGUCAAGUAUCCCAAUACAGGAUGCUGUUCAUUUCAAGAGACGCUUCAUCCCGAAACACACCCAGACUUCUCUCACCUUCCUAGCCUUCACCAGCAUCUCCCUACCCGGCGUGUCCCUGCACCUUCCGUCACUGUCUUUGACCAGAGCCAGGGAACCUACAGGCUCCUUGUACCUUCCAAGCUGUCUAACAAGAAGCCCAUCGUCAUCUUGUUCUGGACACACUGGUGUUUGGCAUCGCAAGCAAUAAUGGAACAUUUUGUGAAUUAUGCCAAAAGGAGAUCAAACAAGCUGGUUUGUAUUGGUAUGUGUUGUGAGAGUGGAGAGGAUACUGACACCCAUCGUGAUACCAUGAACAGACUCCUUACUGGCCGGGGUUGGAAGAAGGAUGCGUCCCUUCAACAUUGCUGCUGCUGCUCAGAGAUAGAAGCAGAUGGAACCAAAAUGGUUGCCAACAGAUCACUCAACACUGGCCAUUCACUAGUGCAGUUUGCUACUGAGAAGAAAAGCUCAGAUGCUUUAUCAGCUGUCAGUGAUCAUGUUCCAGAAUUAUUUGGUGUCAUGGCUGUUCCUACAGUGAUUGUCAUCCACCCAGAAGGUUACUUGGGAUGGAAGAGUUGUUUUGCUGUAACUGAUCGAUCUGCAUUUAUAUCUGCCCUUGACUCUGGUAUUAUCAACAUGCUAAGAUCUAACCCAUCUAAUUUUACUGGUCUAACCUUGUCAGAAUCAGCCAGUUUUUCAGAUAAUGCAUCACAGGAGAGUCCACGUCCACCAACACCAGGAGGUCUUCACAAGAAACCAGGUUCUGCAUGGAAUGGAGGACCCGGAUCAAGUCAAGCAUCUGGCACAAUAGGUGAUGCUAGGUUUGGGUUGGGAGCUGCGAAACCAAGGACCCCAUCUAUAGUCAGUCCUCAGCUGAGACACUUUGUCCUGAAGAAAAAGCAGAAGCCAGAACCUGAGGAAAAGAAUUUGAUAAGUAUCGACACAAGACCUUAUUCUGCCAAAGUGAAGACUGGCAAGGGUAAGGUCAGACCCAAUUCAUCUGUGACAAUUUAAGAGUUGAAGAUGAGGAAACAAAGGUGAUCAGUAUAGACACCAGUCAUUACCCUGCUGAUGUAAAGAUGGGCUUGGACAAAAUGCGUCUUAAUUCAUCGGUAACACUCUUAGACUGAAGAAGAACCAAUGGGGGGGGGGUUGAUAAGUCUUGACACAGCAGACACAGCACUUCGAAUGAAAGUGUUGAUAUUUGAUUGAGACCGAAUUCAUCUGAAAAUCAAAGUCGACAUCAGACCUUGAACAACGUUGACACCUGCUGUCAUUUUCAUAAAGAUUUACAAUUAUUGUACUUUGCCGUUACAGCAACUGCCAUGGUAAUGGGGCUCAGCAGCCCAUCACAGACAAGGUUUCCAUGGAAGCUACAUUAAUGGCAAAUGUGCAAUAGUUGUACUCUACUUGUGUAAAGACAAACAAAUACAUUGUGAUUCCUAAUUCAUCUCUGAUGAUCUAAGAACAGGGGAUUGUUUCAGAAUGAGUUUUUUAAGUUUGAACUUAAGUCAUGAUUUAGUACUGCACCCAUGAUAUUUCACACACAGUCUCAUUGAAUAAUAUGCAAUAACGCACAUCCGCAGAGCAUGAGCUUUCCAAUGCCAGGAUGCAUCUAAUAACAUACGCAAUUCAAAAUUUAAGUGCGACUUUAAGUCAUACUUUUCAAAUCUUUCAAAUCUUUUUUUCAACGACCCCAGAACAUGAAAAGCAUUGAUCUUAGGCACUGUUCAUAGGUGAAUUGAUAUGAAUGUUGGGUCAUACAUUCUCAAUAAAUCAUUUGUUUUAAUCUACUUCAUCAAUAUUAUGAAAAAUUAAAUAGCCUGUAUUAUGAAGUGCUUUUUCUUGUAAAAGAAAGAAAUCUAAGUGCAUCCGGAGAUCAAAUGAAAAUGGAUUAAGUUCAUGGUAAAAAGACUUGAGAUUCUGCUUUAUGUGGAAUGGUAGCUACAGCUUUUCAUACAGGGUCAGAAAUAACGGCUGAAAUGUGAGUUUCUUUAUGAAAAUUACAAGUAGUUACAAGUAGAAUUUCAUUUUUGUAUAUUUUUUGUAUAUUGGAUCUUUACUGUUUCCAUAACUCUUACAAGUAUGAAUGAGGAACUGAUGAUAUCACUCACUUAUUAUUUCUUUUGUAUUUUAUUAUAUGAAAUAUAUUUAUUUUCUCGUC